This is a messenger RNA of Rhinichthys klamathensis goyatoka, 1661 nucleotides long. It is a transcript of the gene wasb, whose product is annotated as WASP actin nucleation promoting factor b. Gene Ontology annotation, molecular function: microtubule binding; actin binding. The transcript is spliced from 12 exons. Gene Ontology annotation, cellular component: actin filament; cytoplasm. Bases 181 to 1623 code for a protein of 480 amino acids. The record is from RefSeq and is a predicted model, not a curated record. Gene Ontology annotation, biological process: actin filament polymerization. NCBI's taxonomy places the organism in Eukaryota, Metazoa, Chordata, Actinopteri, Cypriniformes, Leuciscidae.
UGGUUUUGUUCUUCCUGUUCUCUUUUGCUGUGCUGCAUUUACAUCAGAUUACAACACGGAAGCAACGGUUCCUCCGAAUCAUUUGCCUGUCCCAAAAAGGAUUCAGACAGGUACUGUGGGCCGAGUAGGGGCCCCAGGCGUGGAGUCCCAGGAUCUGAGUGUCCAUUUGAUCAAGGAGAGAUGAGUAAAGGAAAAACCAAAGGGCAGGAGAACAUGCCCAGUUCUCUCCUCAGCAGCCAGGAGAAUGAACGCCUGCUGGAGCUGCUGGGAAGGAGAUGUGUGAGCACGGCCACAGCGGUUGUUCAGUUGUACAUGGCUCUUCCUCACAGUCCGACCCAAUGGAGUCUCCAACAUACAGGAGUCGUGUGUUUCAUUAAGGACAAUCCUAAACGUUCAUAUUACAUCCGGCUCUAUGACAUAAAGGAAGGUAAAAUGGUCUGGGAGCAGGAGCUAUAUAAUCAGAUGACAUAUUCCUGUCCAUUGAGGUUCUUCCACAGUUUUUCAGCUGAUGACUGUCAAGUAGGUUUGAACUUUGCCAGUGAGACAGAAGCUGAAGUGUUCAGAAACGUCACUGAGGAGAAGAUUAAUCACAGAUUCAACCGCCAGGAAAAACGACAGCAUGCUCCAUCUGAAGAGAAACAGGCACUACAACAAAUCCCUCCAACAAAUGGUCCAGUUUCACAGCCCAGUUUAAUGACCACGGUGGACAUCCAGAACCCAGAUAUUGUUGCAUCAAGGUACCGCUCUCCCCCAGUGCCGAUCCCCGCACCAGCUUCAGUCUCCAUAUUAAGCAAAAAAGACAAAAAGGGAAAGAAGAAAGGCCCAAGGCUCACUAAGGCAGAUAUUGGAGCACCUAGUGGAUUCAAACACGUCACUCAUAUUGGGUGGGAUCCAAACUCUGGUUUUGAUACCAACAAUCUCGACCCUGACCUGAAGAAACUGUUCAACAGUGCUGGUAUCAGUGACGCCCAGCUGGCAGAUAAAGAAACAUCUAAGCUAAUCUAUGACUUCAUCGAGCAAUCUGGAGGGUUGGAUGCAGUAAAAGAGGAAAUGAGGAAACAGGACCCAGGAGGUCCUCGUUCUGCCCCUGCACCUCCUCCACCCCGUGGUGGGCUUCCCCCAGUGCCAGGCCCACCCGGACGCCCUCCACCACCUGCACGCAGUCCUGGACCUCCGCAUCGCGGUCCACCGCCACCUGGAGGCCGUUGUGGGCCUCCACCCCCACUGCCAUCCUCUCUUCCGCCACCACCACCCAGCCACAGUCACAAGCCAUCUCCUCCACCUAUGGGUGGAGGUGCGCCACCUCCGCCCCCACCACCUCCUCCACCACCACCUUCUUCAGCCGCUAACUUCCCCAGUAGCCCUGCCAGCUCAGCUCCACCUCCUCCUCCUCCCUCUGGUGGUGGAGGACGAGGAACUUUACUGGAGGAAAUUCGUCGUGGGCGUGUGCUAAAGAAUGUGCCUGACUCCCCGGACUCUAAUCCAGCUCAAGAUGAGUCCUCAGAGGGAAUUGUGGGAGCUCUGAUGAUGGUGAUGCAGAAAAGGAGUAAAGUUAUCCAUUCCUCAGAUGAUGAAGAAGAUGAUGGUGGUGAUGAAGAGGAAGAGGAUGAAUGGGACAACUAAUGCUUCUCUCUGCUCUUGGUUCACACACUUAUGCCAUU